AAAAAACUAAUGCCAGAAAUUCUGUAUAUUAAUAUUAUCAUUUUUUUUUUUAAUUUUUUUUUUUUGUUUUUCAAAAGAAAGAAGUAAAAGCAGUGUGCGGAAUAGGAAAAGAGGGGCUGAUGGGGGAAUCGGAAGCAGAAAGAUUCAGUGAACACAGAUCUUCUUCGGAAAACUCGUAAAACAAGGAGUGGGGCCCAGUUGAAAAUGAUAAAUGAAUCUCAAUCCUCUGAAUGUGGUAUUUUACUAUUUAGUGGCGUCAAAGCACUCCACAACUCCACGGGUCUAAGGAACCCCCACGUAUCAAUCAAACUUGCUAUUUGUCACCCCAUAACCUUUUUCUUUCUUUCUAUUUUACCAUGUACAGACUUAUCUUCAACCGUUUAACACCGCUCUCUUUCUCUUCUCUUCUCUCAUCUCUAAAAUACUAAUAAAUCACACCAUUAUCCUAUAACUCCCUCUUCCUUCUCCCCAAAGGCAAAAAAAUAAAAAAAAGCCCGAAUAUUUGUUUUUCUACAUAAAAAGAAAAUGACAAUAAUGAGCUCUGCUUGAUUGCCACAUGAGCUGGUGUCCAAACAAACAAGAACGCCAAGUGUGCAAAAGAGAAUUGAACAGUGAGGUUGGGCAUGGACACGGUCUGUCUGGUUCAUCAUGACAAGUAUCAGCUCAGCCCCACCAACAGCCACGUUUCAGGUGUAUACCCAUUACUCUUAAUUCUCUUCCAUUGCUCGUAUAAAUACACCCCUCUCCCUUUUAACACCCCGGUCCAUUCAACUUAUCACUUAUACAGAAUCAAUCUUUCUUUUUAUACCUUUCUCUUUCUUCUCUCUCUCUCUGUUUCUUUCCCCAGUGUUCUCUGCCCCUGCUGCUGCUGCUGCUUAAAAAGCCAAAAAAAAAAAAAAAAAAAAAAAACAAUGUUGAAGUCGUCGUCAAUCAUGAACAAUGGUGUCGCCGAAAGAAAGCAGCAGGUGAAGAGACCUGCUCAGGCAAGUUCCAGAAAAGGCUGUAUGAGAGGCAAAGGAGGCCCAGAGAAUGCCACUUGCACUUACAAAGGUGUUCGCCAGAGAACAUGGGGCAAAUGGGUCGCUGAAAUUCGCGAGCCCAAUCGCGGCGCCAGGCUUUGGCUCGGUACUUUCGACACUUCCCAUGAAGCCGCUAUGGCUUAUGAUGCCGCUGCUAGAAAGCUCUACGGCUCUGAUGCCAAGCUCAACCUCCCUGAAUUAUCGCCCACUACUCAUCAACACUACCAUUCUUGCUCUUCUGCUGGUAAUACCACCCAACAGAACCAGCAGCUUCCUCCUCGAAUUCUUCAUCAGAACUCAUCAAGUAUUAUCAACAAUAGUACCAUAAAUGGGGUUCUUAACGAUGUUGUUAACACCGCCCAACUGUAUGAUAGCAACUCCACUUCAAGUACUGUUUGUUCUACUAAUGAAAAUGUGUCCCAAGCCAACAACCCAGCAGCUGUGGCAGACAACAACAACAGCAACAACAAUAACGUUGUUAUGAAAAUGGGAGAGAAUAAUGAAGGUGAAGUUGAUAACGGACUUUGGGGGAGUAUGAACGCCUCUUUACCGGUUUUCGAUGAGUCCAUAUGGGCUGAGGCUGCUUUGUCCAUCGACUUCCCUCUCAUGGAAGACCAUGGGAUUUUCGCAGGCAACUUUGUCGAUGGAACUACUGGCUGGGAAGCUUUGCAAACUCCAUGGUGCAUGUAAGAACAACCUGGAGCUUCUGGUGCAAAACAAUAAAACAUAGAAAGACUGGCCUUCUACACUUUUUACAUAUCUAUGCAGCAGAUUUGGUUAUUAUGUACAAAUUAUGAAUAGAAUAGGGUGUAAAUAAGUAUAUAUAUAGAUAUGUGCAGCGCGUGUAUACAAGUAUACAACACAAGGCAAGCCACACCGCAUGGGGUUUUUCUGGGCGAUGGAGAUGGAUUGCCUAUUAUAUAGUGCUUGUAUAUAUCUAGUCUUUUUUUUUUUUUUUUUUCCCUUGCGUAUUGGGAAGUAAAAGUUCGUUUGUUUGUGUAAAUCUCUCUGGAAAAGUGUUUGAUGUGAUGUAUAUGCGACUCUGAUGGGUAUGAAUAGAAAACGUUGUUUGUACA
This is a messenger RNA of Ziziphus jujuba (common jujube), 2095 nucleotides long. RefSeq names its product dehydration-responsive element-binding protein 2D. The coding region runs from base 624 to 1709 and encodes 361 amino acids. The transcript has a single exon. NCBI's taxonomy places the organism in Eukaryota, Viridiplantae, Streptophyta, Magnoliopsida, Rosales, Rhamnaceae. Gene Ontology annotation, biological process: response to stress; positive regulation of DNA-templated transcription. Gene Ontology annotation, cellular component: nucleus. Gene Ontology annotation, molecular function: DNA-binding transcription factor activity; transcription cis-regulatory region binding. The record is from RefSeq and is a predicted model, not a curated record.